Serpula lacrymans var. lacrymans S7.9 is the source of this 369-nucleotide messenger RNA. RefSeq lists its product as uncharacterized. Lineage: Eukaryota; Fungi; Basidiomycota; Agaricomycetes; Boletales; Serpulaceae. The record is from RefSeq and is a predicted model, not a curated record. The coding region runs from base 1 to 369 and encodes 122 amino acids. The transcript has 2 exons.
AUGAGCCCUGCCACGUUGCUUGAAAACUCUGCCUUGGCAACAACAUUCUCUGUGCCCAAAUUAGCCAAGGAUGGCUCCAAUUGGGUCACAUACAAAUCUCAAGUUGCUGUAGCUGUCGGAGCAAGAGGCCUAUCUAGGCACUUGUCUGGCACAGCCGAAUCACCUACCAUUCUUGAAUACACAAGGGAUUCUAAUGGGGUUGCAACCAAGGCCGAAGGCACUACUCUAAAAGAAGAGGAUAUAGAAGAAUACCAGCAAAAACUCAAUGAAUUUAAUUUACCAUGGAAGAAUAGCUCGGCUGCCAAAAUCUGGAAAGCCAUAUCUAAUAUGCAUGAUGGACAAACUGAAAUGAUGCAAAUAGAUGUCUGA